Molecule: messenger RNA, 2046 nt
Organism: Necator americanus (New World hookworm)
Lineage: Eukaryota; Metazoa; Nematoda; Chromadorea; Rhabditida; Ancylostomatidae
Exons: 20
Coding region: 1-2046 (681 amino acids)
Biological process (GO): innate immune response; peptidoglycan catabolic process; cell wall macromolecule catabolic process
Molecular function (GO): protein tyrosine phosphatase activity; lysozyme activity
Source: RefSeq, a predicted model, not a curated record
AUGAUGAUCCUAAUCGUUAGACUGAUUAAGGAUGAUCGUGAGGACGACGAGGUGGGAGGUUCAUUCUAUAACCACUUCACAUCGAGAGCUGACGCUUCAACAGUAAACAACAUGUUUCUAAUUAGGAGGAUGCUGAAUAUGCCCGGGAGCGCCGUGAAAAGCAUGAGGAAUCGAGGAGACACACCAAGCAGCGAAGAGGCGGCUAGAAUAAAGCUUAUGAGGAGGAAGAAAAGGGAAUUAGAUUCCAAAGAACGUACCUCAAAUGAUGAAUGUGAAACACAACAGAAAGAAGAUGAUCCAACGUCCACACAAUCUGGUAUGCCUCUUCAUGAACCUGGAAAAGGGUCAUCUAUCAAACGCCGAGAUCGAAAAUUAAAACGCGCUCAGGUGAAGGUUUUUGUAGAAGCAACCUUACGAAAAGGAGUUAAUGGUUUAGUAGCCGAAUUCAAAAGUAUGAAACGUACAAAUGACUUCACAGUAAUGACUGAAUUUGUAGCACAAACUGCUAAUGGUAGAAAUCGAUACAAGGAUGUUGGUUGUCUUGAUAAUCGUCGUGUUGUGUUGAAUAUUGGCAAUGUAUCCUAUAUUCACGCGAAUUAUGUAUCAACACCAAACAACUCUAAACGAUUCAUCUGUACACAAGCACCGCUACCCAAGACAUGUCCAGAGUUUUGGUGUAUGGUUGUACAAGAGAAGUCCUCCUCAAUUCUAAUGCUAUGCAAUUUCAUCGAACAGAAUGCAAAGAAGUGCGCUGAGUAUUUUCCAAUGCAAGAAGGUCAGAAUCUUCAGUUUGGGGACAAUGUUACGGUCACCUGUAAGAAACAAGAACCAUUCUCGUUUCCAUUUGAAACAAAAGUGAAAGUCCGUGUGACCAGUCUGGAAGUUAAUGUUAGUGGACAACCUACACACAUGUGUAAUCAUUAUCAAUGGAUAGAUUGGCCAGAUCGUGGAGUUCCAGAGGCGGAUCUUGCUCCAAUAGCUAUUCUAGCGAAACUGAAAGAAAGCACUGAACCAAUAAUCGUGCACUGCUCGGCGGGUAUUGGACGAACCGGCUGUAUGGUACUGAUCCAACAUGCCAUGGAAUUACUGCACAAGAAUGAACCUCUCCUAGAGAUUAAUGGUUACCUAUUGGAACUUCGAAAACAGCGAAAUAAUAGCAUCCAGACUGAGCAACAGUAUCUCUAUGUCCACCAAGUGAUUUUAUUGUACUUGAAGAGAGCGAAAUUUCUCGACGAAGUUGUAUAUCCUUACUUAGACGCGUUCACAAAGGAUUAUGCAGUAGCUACAAAAGAAAUGUUUGGCAUAGUUUUACUACUUCUGGUUUUGCAGUCAUCCAAGGCCGAAAAUGUGAAUAAAGCGGUCCAAACCGCCUACGCAUUGGAUUUGAAUGCACCGACAAGUCAAACAUCGUUCACGUGCAUAAGAAUCAAUCAAUACUCGGUGGUUUUUCUCAGAGGAUACUCACCUGAUGGACAAGGCGCUUUCGAUUCGAAUGUGAGCGACAACAUACAAAAUGCUUACAACGCUGGUCUCGGGAUUGAAGUCUAUAUGACGCCAAGUCUGACAUCCACAAAAACUGGGCCAGAACAAUUUCAAGAAAUGUAUAGAAACCUGGAAGGGAGAUUCGAUGUCCGAGCUAUAUGGUUACAGGUAACGAUGCCAGUAAAAUGGGAGCCAUACAUCUCGAAGAAUGUAGAAUUUAUCAGCAGUAUCAUCAAUGCGGCUAAAGCAAAUGGGUUAACGGUCGGGAUCUACACAAAUCCAUACGAUUGGAAACAAAUCACUAACGAUUGGACAGGUCCCACCAGCACUCUACUAUGGUACUGGAAUGUACUCGGAGCAGGUCCAAUGGCUGAGUCAUCAGAUGACUUCGGGGACUUCCAUCCAUUCAGCAUAUGGUCAAAUCCGUCCGUUAAACAGUUCGGACAACAGGAAAACAUAUGUGGACAAACUGUGAACAGGGAUAUCUACUCCAUAACCGCUAGCGUCGCUUCAAAACCGUCGACUGAUCAAAAUGGUCGAAUUCGAAUUGGUGGUUAUGUCUGA